This is a messenger RNA of Acanthopagrus latus (yellowfin seabream), 11184 nucleotides long. It is a transcript of the gene mink1, whose product is annotated as misshapen-like kinase 1. Lineage: Eukaryota; Metazoa; Chordata; Actinopteri; Spariformes; Sparidae. Gene Ontology annotation, molecular function: ATP binding; protein kinase activity. The record is from RefSeq and is a predicted model, not a curated record. The coding region runs from base 1479 to 5381 and encodes 1300 amino acids. The transcript has 32 exons. Gene Ontology annotation, biological process: protein phosphorylation.
GUUGGCUGAUCACGUAGGUCAAUGCAGGACAGGUAUGUGAGAGGGUGACCUCAGCGGUGCAGCUUGGAGCAGACAGGCAAUUGCGUAGGUUGAGUCCACUGUACAUUUUUUCCAGGUAAUUUGUCCCAUAUGAAGCACCGUAGCCCUCCAAGAGGCGAAAACACUUGAGGAGUGUUCCGUGCAGCCAAUCGUCAGUACCAACCCCGCAAGACUACAACAAGGCUGGGAGUGGGAGGGAGGACUUGGGAAGCAAAACAUGGCGAAAUAACAAGUUUGGCUGUUAGCUGCAGUUUGAAAUUGCACCUUAUCUGUCGGGCUGGAACUACAACUACAAGUUCAUACAAAUCUGGACGCCGGAGAACGAAAACAACGUUUAUCUUUAAAUAGUCGUGGGCCACAGUUUACAAGUAUUACGGUGGCUGGAGAGAACAUAGUCCCUGCCUGUCUGCCUGUGUUUUCCCCGGAAGGUUGGCAGUGCUAGGCGCGACUGUCAACAGAAAAUGGAUGAAGACGGAAAGUUUAUUCUGGAAAAGACAAUUUAGUCCACUAGCUUAGCCGCGUUAGCUAGCCAGUUACCGUUGGAUCGAUCACGCGCACCUGACUCGGAAUUCGGAUUACAGCGCGCUCGAGCCAAAAACUGGGGAAUAUUUAAGUCGUGUUAACAAGUUUGACAACUGAGGUCGCGAAGAAAUAUAUUUCAAACGAGGCCAUUAGUUUCAUUUUCCUCACUUACCCCACAGUAAUAUUCAGGUAGGACUUAAUUAAAGGCGAGUAAUGAGAGCCUGACGGUUGGUUCUGGUGCGGUGCGGACGGACCCGGACGCCAUCACAUCAGACGUUGCGUUCUCCUUAAAAACAACCGCUGCGUUGCUGAGCUGUAAAUUAUAUUUUAUACCACAUCAGUCUAAAAAGGAAUUUUUCCGGUGGCACACCAGACGUAUGUGGUAGUUUUUUUUUCACCGCGACACGCAUCUUUUUUUUUUAUCAACAUAAGAUUAGCUGGGAUGUUCUUCAGCAGCGGAGCCGCGGCGUCUUGUCAAAAUGAACGCAGCAAGGUGUUUAACAACAGUGGAGGUGCAUCGCAUUGAAAACCUGCCAGCUGUUAGAACAGCACCGAUGACCGGCUAACGGUGACGUUAACUGUCUGCUGAAAUAUUUUGUUUUUAAGUUGAAUGUGUUAUGCUCACGUAUUGCAGCCGGCUUUCCUGUAAAACAACUGCGGAUAACAUAGCUCUCGGCCGGAGUUGACGUGAGCUAGUCAGCUGGGUGCGUCUGUGGCAGCUCAAUCUGCGAUGUGUUUGCUAAUCUAAGUGCUACCGUGUUGUUCCGCAACAGUUUCAUCAUACUGGACUGGCCGCUUGCUAGAUUUUUACUUUCUAUAUAAGCCCGCACAGGCUCGUUUUAGCAGCCACUCAGCCCAAGUACUUCUUAUCAAAUCACGGGCUAACUUGUUAGCUAACGUACCAAGUUUCGCCAGCUAUGUCUGAAAACGCCCCCACACGAAGCCUGGAUGACAUAGACCUCGCAGCUCUCAGGGAUCCAGCAGGAAUCUUUGAGCUGGUUGAGGUCGUCGGCAAUGGGACAUAUGGACAGGUAUACAAGGGCCGUCACGUGAAGACAGGCCAGCUGGCGGCCAUCAAGGUGAUGGAUGUUACAGAGGAGGAAGAGGAGGAGAUCAAAGCAGAAAUCAACAUGCUGAAAAAAUAUAGCCACCACCGCAACAUAGCCACAUACUACGGUGCCUUUGUCAAGAAGAGUCCACCAGGACAUGAUGACCAACUUUGGCUGGUGAUGGAGUUCUGUGGGGCGGGAUCAGUGACCGACCUUGUGAAAAACACUAAGGGCAGCUCUCUAAAGGAGGACUGGAUUGCUUACAUCUGCAGAGAGAUCCUAAGGGGCCUUUCUCAUCUCCACGCCCAUAAGGUUAUCCACAGAGACAUCAAGGGCCAGAAUGUGCUACUAACAGAGAAUGCAGAGGUCAAACUUGUUGAUUUUGGGGUGAGUGCUCAGUUGGACAGAACUGUUGGGCGUAGGAACACCUUCAUCGGCACACCGUACUGGAUGGCACCUGAAGUUAUUGCCUGUGAUGAGAACCCUGACUCCACCUAUGACUACAGGAGUGAUAUCUGGUCCUUGGGGAUAACAGCCAUUGAGAUGGCUGAGGGAGCUCCUCCCUUGUGUGACAUGCAUCCGAUGAGAGCCCUCUUCCUGAUUCCCAGGAAUCCCCCUCCCAAACUUAAAUCGAAAAAAUGGUCCAAGAAAUUCAUUGACUUUAUAGAGGGCUGUCUUGUGAAGACAUAUCCCAGCCGACCAUCCACAGAGCAGCUGCUCAAGCACUCCUUCAUCAGGGAUCAGCCUACCGAGCGCCAGGUCCGAAUCCAGCUCAAAGACCAUAUUGACCGUACACGCAAGAAAAGAGGAGAGAAAGAAGAGACAGAGUAUGAGUACAGCGGUAGUGAUGAAGAGGAUGAAAAUCGCGGAGAUGACCGAGAGUCAAGUUCAAUCCUCAAUGUACCUGGUGAGUCAACCCUGAGGCGGGACUUCCAGCGUCUCCAGCAGGAGAACAAAGAGCGCUCGGAGGCUCACAAAAGGCAGCAGGCCCAACUGGCUGCUCAGCGUAGGGACCCCGAGGAACACAAGAGGCAACUGUUGCAUGACCGACAGAAACGCAUUGAAGAGCAGAAGGAACAGCGUCGUCGACUUGAAGAGCAACAGAGAAAAGAACGAGAGAUGGUGAGGCAGCAAGAAAAGGGUCCCCAUCGGAGACUCGACGAUAUGAGACGGGAGGAAGAUAGAAGGUUGGCUGAGAGGGAGCAGGAGUUUAUCAGACAUAAGUUAGAAGAAGAGCAGCGGCAGUUAGAAAUCCUCCAGCAGCAGCUGCUUCAGGAGCAAGCACUGCUUAUGGAAUAUAAGCGGAAGCAGUUGGAGGAACAACGUCAGUCAGAGCGGCUGCAGAGGCAGCUGCAGCAGGAGCAUGCCUACCUGGUGUCUCUGCAGCAACAGCAGCAAGAAAAGAAGCCCCAGCUCUACCACUAUAACAAAAACUUGGAGCCUAACAACAAACCGACAUGGGCCCGUGAGGUGGAGGAGCGAAGUAAGCUCAACAGACAGGGCUCACCCAAGAUCUGCACCACUGUCUCUGACACUGCCAUCCAGUCACGCUCUGACUCAAUCAGCCAAUCAGGAGUGGUCCAGUCUGCUCAGACCCCACCGAUGCAGAGGCCUGUUGAACCCCAAGGAGGGCAGGGCAAGUUCCAGAUGGCUCACUUGGUUCCACUGAAGCCUUACGCUGCCCCUGUCCCUCGCUCCCAGUCUCUCUGUGACCAGCCCACUAAGACCAUGUCCGCCUUCCCCACCCAGGAUCCCUCGCUUACUCCCACACCCCGCCCCAUCCACUCUAGAGAGCUGGUUCGUCAAAACUCAGACCCUACUUCUGAAACCCCUGCCCCACAGGCACACCAAAUCAGAGAGGAUCGUGGCCCCUGGAUCCGCCUGCCAGAUGUGGAACUCCCACCCAAGAUUCCUCAGAGAACAGCGUCCAUUGCCACAGCUCUCAACACCAACCUGUCCUCGGGCAUAAGGCAUCCAGUAAGAGCCAGCAAUCCAGAUCUCAGCCGCAAUGAUCGCUGGGAGAGAGGAGACAGUAUGAGCAUCAUAUCAAAUCUGCCCCAGACUGGCUCUCUUGAGAGGCAUCGCAUUAUCAGUUCCUCCAAAAUGGAUUCACCCAUUCUUUCCCAUGAUAGCCGUCAUAAGCCAGGGGAGUCUCGCACAUCCUCACGCCCUGGGCGCCCUGCUAGUUACAAGAGAGCUAUAGGGGAGGACCAUGGCCUCUUUGCCAAAGAGCGUGCUGAGGAGCAGCCAAGGCCCCCGGUGAAGGCAAAUGAUUACUCCUCCUCCUCAGAAAGCAGCGAGAGCAGUGAGGAGAGUGAGAGUGGCGAGGGAGCAGAGGAGGAAGAAAGCCCCACAGAUCGUCACAGGGAUGCAGACACUGACUCGGUCAACACCAUGGUGGUUCACGAAGAUGAAGGCGAAGGGGGAGAGGCAGAACAAGCUGGAGGCUAUGGGGAUCAGACCAUGCUGGUGCAGAGGACCCCAGAGAAGAGGAGCCAUAAUGGGUACACUAACUUGCCAGAUGUGGUUCAGCCCUCCCACUCCCCCACUGAUUCAGCCACUCACUCCUCCCCUGGGAAGGACUCUGUUUAUGAUUAUCAGUCCAGAGGUUUGGUUAAAGCAUCUGGCAAGUCCUCCUUCACCACCUUUGUGGAUCUGGGCAUGUACCAGUCACCAGGAAGUACAGGGGAUAACAUGUCCAUCACUGGCUCCAGGUUUGAACAGCUGAAGAUGGAGGUGAGGAAAGGAUCCAUGGUGAAUGUCAAUCCCACCAACACACGCCCUCCCAAUGACACACCUGAGAUCCGCAAGUACAAGAAGAGGUUCAACUCUGAGAUCCUGUGUGCUGCGCUCUGGGGUGUGAACCUGUUGGUGGGCACAGAAAACGGUUUGAAGCUGCUGGACCGCAGUGGUCAGGGCAAGGUUUACCCCCUCAUCAACUCUCGCAGGUUCCAACAGAUGGACGUCCUAGAGGGCCUCAACCUGCUCAUCACCAUAUCAGGCAAGAAAAACAAAGUGCGUGUCUACUACCUGGCUUGGCUGAGGAAUAAGAUCCUCCACAAUGACCCCGAGGUGGAGAAGAAGCAAGGCUGGACCACUGUUGGGGAGAUGGAGGGCUGUGUGCACUACAAAGUUGUGAAAUAUGAGAGGAUAAAGUUCCUGGUGAUUGCUUUGAAGAAUGCGGUGGAAGUGUAUGCUUGGGCGCCUAAGCCUUAUCACAAAUUCAUGGCCUUCAAGUCUUUUGCAGACCUGCCACACAGGCCUGUGCUUGUCGACCUGACAGUGGAGGAGGGUCAGAGGUUGAAGGUCAUUUACGGCUCUUGUGCUGGCUUCCAUGCCAUCGACGUGGACUCUGGAAACAACUAUGACAUUUAUAUCCCCGUUCAUAUCCAGAGCCAUGUGACACCACACGCAAUUGUUUUCCUGCCCAGCUCAGAUGGCAUGGAGAUGCUGCUGUGCUACGAGGACGAGGGUGUCUAUGUCAACACCUAUGGACGUAUCAUCAAGGAUGUGGUCCUGCAGUGGGGCGAGAUGCCCACAUCUGUUGCUCAUAUCUGCUCAAAUCAGAUCAUGGGAUGGGGAGAAAAGGCCAUUGAGAUCCGCUCUGUGGAGACUGGCCACCUGGACGGUGUCUUCAUGCACAAAAGAGCUCAGAGGCUGAAGUUCCUUUGUGAGAGAAAUGACAAGGUGUUCUUUGCCUCAGUUCGGUCUGGAGGCAGCAGCCAGGUGUACUUCAUGACCUUGAACAGAAACUGCAUCAUGAACUGGUGAAGGAACAGCUGCUCUGGUCAGUGUGUGGAACCCCGCACAGUUUGGAGAACGAAGUGCAUCUGAAAUUCUCACAAAACGCAUGCACACAAAUGUGAACAGCUCUUAUCUUUCUCUCCAGCUCCCCCCUUACUCACGCAAACACUCAGAGACAAACACACACACAAACACAAACACAAACAAUGUCUAAAUCCAUUCCAGCCUGCACUCCUUAAAGACAUAGUUUCUGCUGAGGCCCCUCUGAUAACAUUCUCCCCUGAAUCAUCAUGAAAAAUCACUGAUGAGCUUCACAUGUUAAUACCAUCUCUUAAUUUGUACUGUAAAUAUCCUUGUCUUGAUUUACUUUACUUGGUGGACCUGUGUUCAGUUGUGACUAUUUAGUUCCUAAUUGUGAAGUAUGUUAAAAACAUUCCGUGAUGGUUCUACAGUAGGUUUUGAAGAAGGCAUUAUUUACCAAUACUGUAUGUUGAAAUUAAGCUGUAAAUAGGUAGCACCUUACACUUAGAUCUGAAUCAUUUGCAGGCCUCUUGCAUAGCCUCCAUUCAGCGUGUUGCCACCUGACACGUGGACGUAAAAUAAGGAAAUGCUGGAACGUCCAACGGCAGUGUCUUGUAGACCUUCUUAUUGUUUUGUUUCAGUGGAGGCUUAAAGGAAGGUUUUAGUGCAGAAAAAACAUCACAAAGGGACGCUGAAGUCAGGACAAAGUAGCUUGUUUAAAUAUUUUUAGUUAUCUAGACAGUAACCUGAAGUCCUGCUUUUUGCUAACUUUUCCUGACCUGGAUGGCAAAUGAUGUUGCAACUCUUAAUCACGGCAAGUGAACGCUUCAACAGAAAAAUCUGAAAAUGAAUAGAUAAUGAAAAAAAAAAACAAAAAACAAUCAGACGUCUCAUACAUUUGCAGUACACAUAAUCAGUACUGUGAAAUCUUCUGCUUUGCCUUUUUUUCUAUGGUUCAAGUGAAAACCAUCAGGCUUGUAUCUAAACUUUGUUUUCAUAGAUUUACAGAAUACAAAAAUUUGUUAUUUAUAUGUAGUGAUUCUGUAUUGGUAUUAGCCUACUGCUAUCCUUAAUUUUACUGUAAUUAUAUUGCUAUUAUAUUGCAAUAUAUGCUAUUCUUGUGGAGUCUUUGUUUGAAGAGGGGAGUUCAUGUUUUCGGCUGUUAGUGAAGACGUAUGGGGACGUUAGGAAAACAUGAAAGUAGGAUGUCUCUGAGAUUAUAGUGAUUAAGGGGGAUCACCUUCAGGGGGCCUUUCACCCUCUUACCACAGUGAUCUACUCUACUGUAUCAUAUUUCAGUUCUUAGACUAUUUCGGUGUGGAUAUUUCUGUGAGGUGUGUUUGUCCAGGGGAUUACAGUAGAACAGCUCUUAGUGUGGAACAGUUCAUAUUUGUCUCGGGCCAGUGGAAAGAUUUUAAUGUACAGUCAGUACGGUUGACUCUGCAAUACCACAGAGGGCUCCAUCUCAUCAGGCACUUUGGAGAACACGGCUGGAAACACGAGACUUAAUAUAUUUUGUAUCUAUACAUUCUGCCAAAGUUCACAGCAUUAAUCUGCAGCGGGGAGUAUUAGUGUAGGCCAAAGGGGACAGUAGAGAUUUGAGAACUCUUCCUACAGAUCGCCAACCAAUGAUCCUUUCAGUGUAUACAUCCAAAAUUCAGCUGACUGCUUUAUUUUUUUAAAUAGCUUCUUUGGAUUUCCUAUAGAUCACCAUUCUUUGUUCUGAGUUGUUUGAGUAGUUUGUGGGUUUUUUAAGGGGAAUUUUGGUGUGUCCUCAUACACUAGGCAGUGCGGUAGAGGUAUGAGGCAGUGUUAUCAGGAAGGAGCUUCUGUCAGCAGUGGGUAGGUCAACACAUGAUUCACUUGGCUACAACAACAUGCUGCCACAGCACUUUAAUAUUAACAGUCAUGAUGUUUUUUCUUCACUCAUAUCGGUGUUAAGUUAGUUCAUCUGCUUAUAAAUAAAUGCUGACAUGUUGAUGUUGAGAGAAUGCCUGAGUGGUAUUCCAGUGAAACUGCGAGUAUGACAGGCUUUUGUAUUUCUGAAAGGAAUCUUGGUUGGUGAUCAGUGGUGUAGUCUGCUUAAAGACACUUUUUGAGCUGAGGAGGUAUAUUUUAUACAGUUCAAAGGAAAGCUAUUAAGAAUGCCGUAUAUAUAGUCAGAGCAGAGAGCAAUUAAUCAAAGAUUAUAUAAUGAGAUGGCUAAUUUUAUGGUGAGAUUAUUUAAAAAAAGCUGUAAAUGGGCAUGGAGAACACUUUCACGUCAGUAAACAUACAUUUACAGAUAGAUCUCGAGCAGAUCCUUUUGGUGUGCAUGUAAGCCAUUGAAAUAGAGUAUAUAGUACUGUAUCAAAGUUGUUUCUCCCCUUUAGCGAAUGUGUUUUUAUGCUUAGAUAUCUGUUAUGUGCCAUGACGUCACAGUUACAAUCCACCGGGAGCUCUGGCACUCAUGCUUUUUAUGGUCAAAUCAUCAUUUUUUAUCAAUCUGCCAUGUUUACAGUUUAAGCAGUGCCUUGGAGUUGGGAAAGUGAAAGUUCUGAGGAUGAGUUAUUAGCCCCCCCCGCCCCCCACACGUACACACAUACAUACAUACAUACACACGCGCACACACACACGUCUCUUACUUGAAAUCUCACGUAGAAGAGGCACGACCAUAUUUUGCUCCCUCAUUCUGAUCAUAUGAUUUAUGUCCUGUGCCAGUUAAGUGCACUUAAGUCAAAUCCAGAAUAUCCCUGUUGUUGGACUUGAAAUGCUUUUUUGGCACCACAUAAAUAACCACAAAUGAUCAACGGACGAUAAUCUCAUUUAGAAAGUUGCAAUAACAAAGAAGUUAACAUGUGUCCGACUAAUCCAGAGUGAUGUGUAAAAGGAUCUACUGACAGUGGGAGCCAGCAUAGAGAAAAGCCAUACGUAUAAAACGUGUUUGUAGAGAAAACUUAGUACAGAUCAAAUCUUGUGUGUGACGUCUGCUCAGAAAAAUGUAGGUUCUUGCAGCAAAGAUGAGGUAAGCGCUUCUUCUUAAACGAUGUUGAUUGUGUGAUCUUAGUAGUGAGGAAAUUAGCUUAACAUAUUCUGAGAAGCCUAUUUUAUAAAAUAUGUAAAUUAGUCUAUAUUGAGAAAUAAAAAGUGAAUGUACAUCUAUAAGACAGAUUUGUAUUUAUAUAAAAAUGUGUACCGCUCUAUUAAUCAAAGCACAAUGUAUUUCAUGGCAGAGAGAUCAGAGUAAUAAGUGAGUGUAACAGAGGUGGAGUUUGUUUUUCUUCAUUCACGCAGUAUGUAAUCAGUCCAAGUCGUAGGUUGUGGUGAAUCGAGUUGUACGCUGAGACAGCGGCCUGUAUGUGGACGGUGCAAACAUUGCUGCAAUGUUACAGUAAAGUAGACCAGACUGUCCUCUCGUAAGAAGAGUUGACUGCGGCUGUGAUUCAGACACACGCGGUGACUCACAGAUUGGUGUUUGAACUCGCCUCGGGUGUAAAUUGCUUGUGUGGGGUUUGACAGGCUGCUAAUAUGCUCAGGUGAUGGCAGGUGAUGCAGUGGUGAUGUGAGGUCAUUGGCUCUUGGCUUUUUGGUAUCAAAAAUGGAGCCCGACCGAUGGAUCAGUUGGUCGAUAUAAUGGGCCAAUAUUGGUCUGUCUCAGAUAUAUCGGUGUCGGCCUACAUGUUGUGUGAUUUGCGCUGAUAGGAAAACUUUAUAUUUUAAUUAAAAUGCAGAAAAAGAUGCCUGGGGUGAUUUAGAACCAUAAACUAACAAUGAAAGUUAAUUAUCUCAGUGUAUUUACUCGUUUAAUAACCACAUUUUAAGGGAUGAUUGAAAAGAAUGCGUGCAUAUCAGCUCAAAUAUUAAUGUCGGUAUUAACGUCGGCCCCCAGACAUCAAGUCUGUGUCGAGCUAUAAUCAAAAACGACAUUAUUAAAGUGAAAAGUGCAUUGAUCGAUUGGUGUUAAUUCCAGAUUAUGAAGACAAUUAGUCGGUUAUCGUUUCUUUAGAAGUUUAAGUUUGAUGCACUUGUGUCACCAGGCAUUAAAGUCUGUAAAGGGGAACUCCACCGAUUUAGAACUGUUCUUGUACAACGUGAUCGGAUUCUCGAGUAGUUUGAAAUCAAAAACUGGUCUCUGCAUUACCCACAAUGCAACUUGACUGCUUACUCCAGAGGUUUGGCUGUGUUUUGUGCGUAGCAGCUGUUGUAGCCCCAGUCUUCUAACAGAUGAGACCAGUGGUCUUACAGAGUCAGCAACUCCAGAUGUUUUUCCAAACUUGUAGCCAUCAGCUCCUUAUGACACUGCCUUAAGUGACAUCACAUGAGGCAGACUUCAAGCAGCUCUGUCUGGAGCCACAAAAGACUUUGUGUACAGUAGUACUACUCCUUUUAAUGUGUAAAGAUCAGUGGAGUUCUCCUUUUAACACGAAUACCUGCAUAAUAAGUUGCAAAAUACCAAAUUUACUUGGAAUACUUCAGUGUAUUUCUACCUCAGCUGUACUGCACAGGCUUAGUGCGGCACAUCAGACUGCUACAUUUGCAGUUAAAGAAGAUGCAAUGUCUGAAAUACACAGGAGAUAUUCAGAUGUCCGUUAAAAACAAUGAUAUAAUAAACAGCAGGACAUUGGAAUUAUUUAAUCGUCUUUAUUGGCUCGACUGGAUUUGUGAAAACAGUCGAAUGGCAUCAAAAGCAGAUUAUUUGAUUUAGUUAAAACAGACAUGUUUAUUUUAAAGAACACUCAUUUUACUAAUGUAAUAGAAAAAAAGCCUUGUGAUAAGUCUCUGCCUCUAGUGUCUGGGUGAGGUCAACCUCGGUCACUCCCAAAUAUUAAGCUUGUCGUCUAAUGUUAUGCAGCAGAUUCUCCAAUAAUGGGUUCUUUGUAUCACAGUAGAGCAGUUAUGGGUGGUUAUUUCUCUAGAAGCACCUUAAGGUGCAAAAGUGCUAUUUCUUUCUUCUUCUUUUUUUUUUUUGCCAAGAGCCAUUAAAAGACCUGAACCUCACAACUCAUGAGGGAAACUUUGUGUCACAAACACAUUCGAUAGCUGAAUUUAUGUAACUCGAGUAACACAAAGUUUAUCAGACACAGAGGAGGCACCACUGAGUCGCAGGUGGAUUGCUGAAGGUGUAGUGCAUCGCCCUGAGAGACAGCUGUCCUGUAACACGAUGAUGUUUAGUUUUUUUUUUUUUUUUUUUUAAGAAGCAAUACAAGCAUUUGAACAAAUCUUCUCAGUGGGACUUGCAGGAGGCGAUUCUUCAGUGGCCUUCUGUGGCAGACUGAAUGUCGACAGGUUUUCGUUUCGCUCGCUACAGAAAUCGUUCUGUACUGCUUCGGUUUAGAAUCACAAGAAAUAACUGCUUCUCUCUGUCGGUUUAACACGAUCACCUGUGGGGAAGCAACUUCUUGUUUGGCUGUAGUGAAAUCCCGGAAUCUGCCUUUCUGAACUAUCGAAAUACAGAUAAUAGAUACUCUGACGAGGCACUCCUCUCUCAUAGCUUGCAUUUCUAAUCACUGAUGUAUGAAUGGAUUAGCAGCUGUAGCUGGGAGUGAGGCAGAUCAAACUUGGGGAGCUCUAAAGCGACGGAAUCUUUGGAAAGAACUACAAUAUCUAUUAUUCUUUUUUCAAUAAUUAUUUUUUUUUUGGUUUGUUUUUUUAAAGACGGUGAACAUCUUUGCAAUGUUUUAGUGUGUGUGCGCGCGUCUGUGUUACUUGUGAGAGAUUAACUCCAGAUUGUAUUUCAUAGACUGAUAAACUUUAAACUUUCAAAAGAUUGUGUUGGAUGAAUUCAUGUCUUAAUACAGAAUUGUUUGAAAAAUAAAAUACGUUGAUCUCA